CUUUAAAUUUGAAUAUGGUUGUGUUCGUUGUGUUGUGGGUACAAUUUGAAUAUGAUUGUGUUUCUUAUACCACAAAUCUGUAUAAAUGAUUUUUAUUUUUUCUUUUUGCUUCAGGAAGUGACCUGAUACUUGUAAUUUUCUUGGAGAAUGAAUUUUGUUAAAGCAUUAAUUCAUUAUGGAGGAGAGUGGAAUGAAAGUAACUGCUACUCAAAUUACAAAGUGGCUGGUGUACAUAUUCCAGAGAAUUGUUCAUUAUUUGAUCUUGGAAAUUUGAUCAAAAAUGAAAUAAACACUACUUGGGACAAUGUUGAGAUCUCAUACCAAGUAACUAAAAGUGAGCCACCGAUAAAGAUGUUGACUAACAACUCGGUGCUUUUUUACAUAGACUUGAAGAAGAGUUGCAAUUCUAUACUUGAGUUACCAUUGUGCAUAGAAGAAUGUUAUUAUACUUCAUUCCAAAAUACGGUUACUAAUCAUGAAUUGAUCCAAACACAUUACCAACAUUCAGAAAAAAAUCAAGCUGCAAUACACAACAUGGGGAUUGGUUCCUUGGUACUACAAGCAAGAACAAUAAUUGAAAGUGAGAUAUUUGAAGAUGGUACCUCAAGUAACCAUAAUUCCAGAAGACUUACUGAUUAUACUAAUGAAGUUGCUGACUUCAUCAUUGAAGAAACUACAAGAAACAAAAGAAAAAGGGAAGAAGAUAAGACAAUCAUUGAAACUCACAAGUUGCAAACAUUAGUAGAAGGACAAUCAUGAGUUUUGUUCUGCUUACUACAAAACUGAAACAAUGAAAGCAACUUAUGCAGAAACAGUUUAUCCUUUGCCACAUGAGGAUGAAUGGAGUCUACCAGAAGAAUUGGACAUACUUGUCCUACCUCCAAAAGGAAAAAUUCCUCCCGGUAGACCAAGGAGGAGAAGGAUAAGAGCACGGGGAGAGCCAAGAGUGGUUAUGAAGUGUGGACGAUGUGGCAAAUCAGGUCAUAAUAGAAAAACGUGCAGAAACCCACCUAUGGAGAAGCCACACAAGCCAAGAGAAUGAUUCAUUUACUUUUACUUAAGGAUGUUGCUCGUUAUAUUCAUUCAUAAAAAAGGAACAAGUUACUAUGGACAUCAUACUACAUAAGGUUGUAAUGAUUUGUUACAUUCUUUACCUUGGGAAAACAUUAGUUCUUUUGCUUAAAUGAAUAUUGAUCAAACUUUGAAUACUUUUUUUUUAAAAAACAAAAUAAUAAAAAAAAUGAAGAAGAAAAAAGUAACCUAGUGUGUUUGUCAUGCUUUACAAAGUAACCUAACUACAUAAGAAAGUAACCUAAUAUCAGUAUUUUGA
Molecule: messenger RNA, 1330 nt
Organism: Cannabis sativa
Lineage: Eukaryota; Viridiplantae; Streptophyta; Magnoliopsida; Rosales; Cannabaceae
Exons: 2
Coding region: 148-759 (203 amino acids)
Source: RefSeq, a predicted model, not a curated record